Trichoderma breve is the source of this 792-nucleotide messenger RNA. RefSeq lists its product as uncharacterized. The transcript has 3 exons. Bases 1 to 792 code for a protein of 263 amino acids. NCBI's taxonomy places the organism in Eukaryota, Fungi, Ascomycota, Sordariomycetes, Hypocreales, Hypocreaceae. The record is from RefSeq and is a predicted model, not a curated record.
AUGGGCUCCUCAAGCCUGCUCGACCAGUACGGCGACGCCGUCAGCCAGAGUGGCCGCUCGUCUCGUCACCACGCGAGGAGCAGCCGCCACGGCCACAAGAAGCGCCGCUCGCACUCGCACUCGCCGGACAGGUCGCGCUCCCGGAACCGCGGCGGAAUCUUUGGCGGCGAGAGCGGCCACCGCAGGCACAGCGGCUCCAAGGGCUCGUUCUUUGGCCUGGGCGGCGGUAACAACAGCCGCUCCAGCCUGUUUGGAAGCAGCCGUCCCUCGUACUACAAACGCUCUCCUCGUGAGGGCUUCGUCCAGCGCUGCAUCAAGCAACUCAAGCGACUCCUCCGCGAUCUGCAGCACUACGCCAAGCGCCACCCGUGGAAGGUCUUCUUCCUCGUCAUCCUGCCCCUCGUCACCGGAGGCGCCCUGACGGCCCUGCUGGCGCGCUUUGGCCUCCGCAUCCCGCCCUCGCUCGAGCGCAUGCUGGGCGUGGCCAAGCGCGCCGCCACGGGCGACCCCUUCAGUGCUGUGGGCGAUGCUGUGCGCAUGGCCGGCGAGUAUGGCAACCCCAACGCCAGCGGCAACGCCAUUGCCAGUGCCGCCGGCCACUCGUACGCCAAUGCCGCAGGGCAGUCAUAUGCUAAUGCCGCUGGCCAGUCGUAUGCCCGCGGCUCUCGUGUCGAGCGCGGCCGCAGCGGUGACUUACAGUGGGAGCGCAAGGCCAGCUACUACGAUGAUCGCGGCCAGGAGGGCGGCAUGAUGGACGGUUUCCGCAAGGGCGUGUCCAAGUUCUUUUCAUAG